Messenger RNA from Didymella exigua CBS 183.55, 555 nucleotides. RefSeq lists its product as uncharacterized. The record is from RefSeq and is a predicted model, not a curated record. NCBI's taxonomy places the organism in Eukaryota, Fungi, Ascomycota, Dothideomycetes, Pleosporales, Didymellaceae. The transcript is spliced from 2 exons. Bases 1 to 555 code for a protein of 184 amino acids.
AUGCACGCGCUCCCGCCCACGAUGCUGAUCCUCCUCUUCCUCGCCCUCACCUCCACAUGCGCAUCCACGCCCGCGCCGCCGCUGCUCGGCUCCGACUACGCCAUCUCCCUGAUGCCACGGCACACGCUGUUCUACCGCCAGACGGCAGAUCUGCAGACCUUCACCGCCGCGCUGGGAGGCGUGCGCGCAUCCCCCAUCACUAAGAGCGGGAUCCCGGACCGCCCCUUCUCCGUGGGCGGCAACUCGUUUCCGGACUUUGCGUCCGCCGCGCAGAGGAGCUGCGAUGAGCAGUUCCAGGGGUGUCAGCAGCUGGCGAACGCAAAGGGUGGCGGCGGCGGUGGGGGUGCCAAGGAUAAGGACAAGGGGAAUGGGAAGCAGGAGGGGAAGAAGGGGGCCAAUGGGGAUGUCACGGUUGACAUGUGCGGGGCGCAGAAAGAUAAAUGUAGUCAGGCACAGCAGACGGCGACGGUAAAGGACUUCAAGACGCCGGUUGCCAGCAUGAAUAUCGGGCCUGAUCCGCUAUUUCCGGAUUAUGAUUUGAUCUGUGAAGGGUAG